AUUACAUUGAACUUUUAGUUUUCAAAAAAUUUUUGGUGUGUCAAAUUGUAAGAUAGUAUUUCAUCAUGGAAUCGUUUAAUCAAAAAUCCAAAUCUAAAGGCCUCGGAUGCAUGCCAAGAGGACCUGGUCCUCAAUAUAGAUUGAAAAAUCUUAUUGGAUUCGAUGACCAUGAUCCAUCUAAACAUCGGGAACCAGCCUAUACUAUGAAAUUUCGGCAUAAACAAAAAAUACACUUGGUAGUUCCCGGGCCCUAUUCCGUGGACCAAAAGUUUACUCAACAUGGUCCAUACAAGCCACCAGCUUAUACCAUGGCAUUCAAACACGAUCGAAAGCAGCACGAUUUGAAACCUGGUCCUGGAGCACAUGCACCAGAAAAAAAUCCUUACGUAAAUCACAUAAAAAAAGCUCCAGCGUACACUAUAGCAGCCAGGCAUGAUUUACUCAGAUUCAAAGUAGGCCCAGGUCCUACUUAUAUGCUUCCGACGUGUAUUGGGCCUGGCAUACCAGACAUAAAAGCAGAAGGAGCUUACUCAAUGGCUUUCAAACCGAAGAGCAAAAUUCGUCACAUCGGCCCGGGUCCGGCUGCCUAUCAGUACCAAUUGAAAACCUACAAAAAGAACUGUCCCGCUUAUUCGAUGAAAUUCCGUCACAAAACCUUUGACACGAUACAUUCGCCCGGACCUCAGUACUAUUAUCCCAUCGAAUUGAUCAAAAAGAAAGAGCCGAAAUUCUCAUUUGGAAUGAAGCACAGCGAAUGUAUGACGGUGCCGAUGACACCGGCCGAUGACAUUUAAAAAUAAAAUUUUG
This is a messenger RNA of Trichogramma pretiosum, 807 nucleotides long. RefSeq names its product outer dense fiber protein 3-like. NCBI's taxonomy places the organism in Eukaryota, Metazoa, Arthropoda, Insecta, Hymenoptera, Trichogrammatidae. Gene Ontology annotation, cellular component: cytoskeleton. The transcript is spliced from 4 exons. The coding region runs from base 66 to 794 and encodes 242 amino acids. The record is from RefSeq and is a predicted model, not a curated record.